CUAGGUCAAUCUGCACUCCCAAGACCGGUUGCAGUCAGCGUGUGAGCAACGGUCAUGCCCCUGUGGCGUGGCUAAGCUGAUAAAAAGGAGGAGCAGCAAGAGAUCUGUGGAGGACAAAGGGUCCCGUCCUGAGGCUUUCCACACCACUUAUCAGCUACGAUGGCACUGAUUCUGGUUGCCUUUACGCUUGCUGCAAUUCCAACAGCCUACUGCUAUUCCGUUACUUUCCAAGACCUGAGUGGGGCUAAUGCGAACAGGACCUCCAUUAAGUUCCUGGCAUUUGGUGACUGGGGAGGUGUGCCUUACCCUCCUUAUAGGACUGUGGUACAAAAGGCCACUGCUCAUGAAAUGAAUAAAGUAGCAGAGCAGAUGGGAGCUGACUUUGUUUUGGCCCUUGGUGAUAACUUCUACUUCAAAGGUGUGGACAGAGUGGAUUCUCCGAGAUUUAAGGACACCUUUGAGGCUGUGUACACAGGAAAGUCCCUCAAUGUCCCCUGGUAUGUUCUAGCUGGCAAUCAUGACCAUGCAGGAAAUGUCAAUGCCCAGAUUGAAUAUUCAAAGAAAUCUACAAGAUGGAACUUCCCUUCCUACUACUAUGAGCUGGACUUCCGCAUCCCGAACACAGACAAGACGCUGACCAUCAUCAUGCUUGACACCGUGAUUUUGUGCGGCAACUCUCUCGAUUUUGUGAAUGAGAAGCCCAGAGGCCCCUUGAGUGUAGAGGAUGCAAACCGCCAGCUGACAUGGCUGGAGAAAAGAAUGGCUCAGUCCAAGGCCAAUUUUCUCCUGGUGGCCGGUCACUACCCGGUGUGGUCGGUGUCCGAACACGGGCCCACAGAUUGUCUCCUGCGGGGCGUUCGCCCCCUCCUGCUGAAAUACAACGCCACUGCCUACUUUUGCGGCCAUGACCACAAUCUGCAGUACAUUGAGGAGUCUGAGGUGGGCUACGUAGUGAGCGGCGCUGGAAACUUCCUGGACCCGGAUAUCCGCCACUGGAAACAUGUCCCCAAAGGUUCCGUCAAGUUUUUCACUGGCCAGGCGUCCACGCUCGGUGGCUUUGUUCAUGCAGAAGUCACGCAGAACAAGAUGAUGCUCACCUUCUACCAGGCUAAAGGCACUUCUCUCUAUCGCACAGUGCUCUCACCAAGGAAUGGCAUGUAGAUGACAAAGGACCUUUGCAUCCAAAUUCUGCAUGUUUUUAAAUCUCUCUCUCUGUCUAUCCUCUCUGACCUUUGCAAUCUGAUGUUAUAGAAGGAAUCAUUUUUUUAUAUCUUAGUCUGAAGUUUUGAGGGGAACCCCGAUAGGAUCUGAACUAAACGGCCUUUGCGCUAAUAGCUAAUACUGCAAGGGUUGUGUAUGAAAGAGCAUUGUAACCGAUUACAACUGAUGAACUGUUUUCAAUGUAAACAAGUCUAAAUUUUACUCUCAGCGUUGUUCAUGAAAACCUGGAAAAAGAUGACUCGCACUACUUGUCAUGCGCUUUCUGGUGAAGAGAGUGGAAGAUAAAUGGUGGAUUGACCUUCUGCCGUCGAUUCAGGUGAGGAUUUGUAAAAUGGAAUCCUUGCAUACGCUCAAGAAAAAAAUGUAUGCGUGAAUUCUGACUGACAAGAUAAACCAGUUGCUCUCAGUUAUGGACUAGUCAGACUCAAGUCUUAUUCUGCUAUGCACAUGGUUGCAUAUGUCAUUCCGGGCAUUAUCUCAACAGAGGUAGCUCUUACCCCCUUUUUUCCUCCCCAAUUUCACUCUUUGGAUAAAUUUGAGAAUGAAAAAUGAGUAAAUGACGAUCACGUAAUUUUCCAUCAGUUUUCCGUUUGUUGAACAGUUUAGUAUUUGUAAUUCCCUCCUCGUGUUGUACUGCAUGGUUGCUUGGCGCUAAUCAAAUUGAUGUAUGUUGGGAUGAGCAGUAAGGCUCUCAAAGCAUUACAGCACUUCAGUCAGACUAGGAAGGUGGGUCUCUACUUAAUAGUUGCACUUGCGGACAGACCACACACCAUUUGGCAAAAUGCCUUUUCUUUUGCGUCCCUUUUAUGUAAAUAAAUAUAAUCAUUGUGAAAAUAAAA
Molecule: messenger RNA, 2060 nt
Organism: Hippocampus zosterae (dwarf seahorse)
Lineage: Eukaryota; Metazoa; Chordata; Actinopteri; Syngnathiformes; Syngnathidae
Gene: acp5a
Product: acid phosphatase 5a, tartrate resistant
Exons: 6
Coding region: 160-1161 (333 amino acids)
Biological process (GO): bone resorption
Molecular function (GO): ferrous iron binding; ferric iron binding; acid phosphatase activity
Source: RefSeq, a predicted model, not a curated record